Molecule: messenger RNA, 1162 nt
Organism: Vicugna pacos (alpaca)
Lineage: Eukaryota; Metazoa; Chordata; Mammalia; Artiodactyla; Camelidae
Product: arylamine N-acetyltransferase 1-like
Molecular function (GO): arylamine N-acetyltransferase activity
Source: RefSeq, a predicted model, not a curated record
UUUCAAGAGAGGUCAUGGAUUUUGUGUUACUAUCUCUUCUGUGAUUUCUAGAGCUUGGUUCAAGAAGAGGAAAUUUCUGAGACUUCUGAAUUGAAACUGAAAAUCAACCUACUUCCAUUUGCUUUUAAAUGGAAUCAUGGACAUCGAAGCGUAUUUUGAAAGAAUUGGUUACAAGAACCCUAGGAACAAGUUGGACUUGGAAACAUUAACUGACAUUCUUCAGCACCAGCUUCAAGCCGUUCCCUUUGAGAACCUUAACAUCCAUUGUGGGGAAGUCAUGGAAUUGGAUUUGGAGGCCAUUUUUGAUCAAAUUGUGAGGAGGAAAAGGGGUGGCUGGUGCCUCCAGCUCAAUCAACUUCUGUACUGGGCUCUCACCACAGUUGGCUUUGAGACCACAAUGUUAGGAGGGUAUGUUUACAACAGUAUAGCCAACAAAUACAGCAAGGCCAUGAUUCAUCUCCUGCUGAAGGUGACCAUCGACGGCAGGAACUAUAUAGCUGAUGCUGGGUUUGGAUGCUCUUACCAGAUGUGGCAGCCUCUAGAGUUAAUUUCUGGAAAGGAUCAGCCUCAGGUGCCUUCUAUCUUCCGCUUGACAGAAGAAGGAGGAAUCUGGUACCUGGACCAAAUCAGAAGACAGCAGUACAUCCCAAAUCAAGAAUUUCUGAAUUCUGAUCUUCUGGAAAAGAAUGCAUAUCGGAAAAUCUACUCCUUCACUCUUGAACCUCGAACAAUUGGAGAUUUUGAAUCUGUGAAUAUUUCCCUUCAGGAAUCUCCAGCAUCUGUGUUUACAAGCAAGUCAUUUUGUUCCUUGCAGACCCCAGAAGGGGUUCGCUGUUUAGUUGGCUUCACCCUCACCUACAGGAUAUUCAAGUAUAAGGACAACAUGGAUUUGGUGGAGUUUAAGACACUGAAUGAGGAAGAAAUGGAAAAAGAGCUAGAAAGUUUGUUUAAUAUUUUCUUAGAGAAAAAGCUGGUGCCCAAACAUGGUGAUAUAUUUUUUACCAUUUAGGUAGGCAGAAAAAUGGUCUCAAUAUUACUUCCAGUGCUGUAACUUUGUAUUACACAAAAAAAUCUAAUGCACAUAAAAGUAGAAAGAAUGAAAUGAUAAAUGUCUGUUUAUAACUUAGUUUAUCAACUAUCAAGCAGCAACCUAUGUGUCAUA